AAAAUUUCAGUACCCUAGCUAUUACUCAUUUUACAUCUCCACCAAUUUUUUUUAGAAGCGGCAAAGUGAAGUCACCCGCUAAACUGAAAAUUUCAACACCCUUCCAGCGCUGAUGGAGAAAUCAAAAGUCCGCCGACCCUGGACCGCUCUUAGAUACAUCAAAGUCGAUUCUCUUGGAGCGUCGUUGGAGAUUCAAAGACCAACAAAGAUUCUGGUCUAAUCUCGUGGAGAGGUCUGUGUCUAUUUUGCCUCUACCUGUUCAUAGCUUUCUUCCACCUUCCGACCACAAGUUGUCUACGAAGUUCUCCGGCCAGUUUAAGCCUCCCCACACCACGGCUACGAACCUUCCUCUCUGGGUUUGCUCAAUUUUGAUUGUGGAAUCACCAGGUGUUGGAGGCCAACGUUUUUUAAAUAUAUUCUUACAUCUAUUUGUGAAGAAAGUUACAGAGAAGCUUGAUAUAGGUGAUAAUAUGCCACCUGCAGUUUGAUUUACAUGUAUUUUCUUCUUACAAUGCCCUGCAGUUUGAUUCAGUUGAUAACUUUUUUAUUUUUGUUUCGUUUAAACAAAGAUUUAUAUUUUUUUUUUUGAUUUUUUGAGGCUAUAACUUUUAUUUUAAUUAAAAUUUUCAGCGUAGGUGAUGCUCUACAAUAGAAUAUAACUUUUUAUUUGACUUGAUUUCACCUUAAGACUUUGCUAUGGUUGGACAUUACAACCCUUUUGUAGCUCUAGGUUUUCUUAUGCAUCUCUACUUAGGUUCUGAAACUGAAUGUUUUUACCUCUCUUUAUUUCCAAUUUUGAUUUAAUCUUUUGGGAAUUUGUUUGUAAUGGAGUUAAAUUUAUUGAGCAAUUCAGAUUCUGAAAGUGAAAGUUUAUUUACACUUCUUAGACUUAUCUUAUGUAUUCACUCAGUUUAGUUUGAUCUAUUUUUAGAACGUAAUGCAUAUAAGUGAUACAAGUAUUGAAUGCAAUCUUUGCUCUUGCGGUCCGUAGUACUAAAGAGUUUCCAUUCCUAGCCAAGUUACUUGUGGUGUUCUAGAAGAAUUUUCAUCAGAAUCUCGUAAUGUAAGACUCGGUCUGGCAAGUGAUGGUUUCCAACCAUUUACUCAUUCAAAAACGUCAUAUAGCAUUUGGCCGGUGAUACUCAUUCCUUACAAUGUUCCUCCCUGGAUGUGUAUGAAAGAAUCUAAUUUUAUUCUUUCAAUGCUCAUACCUGGUCCAGAUGGUCCUGGAGAUGCAAUUGACGUGUAUCUCAAACCUUUAAUAGAAGAAUUGAAGGAAUUGUGGGAAGUAGGUGUUGAUACUUUUGAUGCUUCUAACCGUCAAAACUUCAAGUUGCAUGCAUCAUUAUUGUGGACUAUUAAUGAUUUUCCUGCAUAUGGAAAUCUAUCUGGUUGGAGUACAAAAGGAAAAAUGGCAUGCCCAUCCUGCAAUAAGGAAACUUGUUCUAUGCGGUUAGCUAAUUGCAAGAAGCAAUGCUAUAUGGGCCAUCGACGUUUUCUUUUGAAAAGCCACAAAUGGAGGAAUGAUAAAAGUUCAUUUGAUGGGAAAAAAGAGGUAAGACCUCCACCAACACCACUUUCUGGAGCUGAUGUUCUUUUACAAGUUAAUGACUUGGUAGGAAUUCCUUUGACAAAAGACACCAGCAAGAAGGUGAAAAUCUCACAUGAGAAACGAGGUGAUAACUGGAAUAAGAGAAGUAUAUUUUUUGAGCUUCCUUAUUGGAGUACCCUCUUAUUGCGGCAUAAUUUAGACGUGAUGCACAUUGAGAAAAACAUAUGUGAUAAUAUUCUUGGAACCAUUAUGAAUGUACAUGGUAAAAGCAAGGAUAAUGCUCAAGCACGUCUUGAUUUGGAGGCUAUGAAAAUUAGACCAGAGUUGCAUCCAAUUCGAAAAGGAGAUAAACUUGAGUUGCCAGCAGCAUCAUACACAUUAGCGAAGAAGGAGAAACACUCAUUUUGCUUAUUUUUAAAGCAAUUGAGAGUUCCUGAUGGUUUUUCUUCUAAUAUUUCUCAAUCAGUGAACAUGAAGGAUCACAAAAUUUCAGGUUUAAAAAGCCAUGACUGCCAUGUUCUUCUCCAACAUCUAAUUCCUCUUGGAAUACGUGGGCUCCUUCCUAGCUAUGUGUAUGAGCCUUUGGCUGAAUUAUCCUUGUUCUUCACUAGUAUAUGUGCGAAAACAUUGAAGGUUGAUGAGCUCGAACAAGCUGAGUCACAAAUCGCUUUAACUUUAUGCAAGUUAGAAAGAGUUUUUCCUCCUUCUUUUUUUGAUGUGAUGGUGCAUUUGCCAGUACACUUGGCUAGUGAGGCUAAAAUUGCAGGGCCACCCCAAUACAGGUGGAUGUAUUCUAUUGAGAGAAUGUUAUAUCAGUUAAAGAAGCUUAUUCGUAACAUGGCUCGUCCAGAAGGCUCGAUAGCAGAAGGUUAUAUCGCUAAGGAGUGUCUGACUCUUUGCUCAAGAUACUUGAAAGGCAUUAAGACAAAAUUUAAUAAACUUGAGCGAAACAAUAAUGGUUUAUACAAAGGAGAUGGUGAUGAUAUAUCCUUGUUCACACAAUCUGGACGAGCACUUGGAGCCGGUACCACUCAUAAUCUUAGUGAAGAUGAUUGGUUACACGCUCAUAGUUACGUUUUAAAAAAUUGCGACGAAGUCCAACCUUUUUUCAACGAGUACUCUGAAAUACAAGAUAACAAUUUGUCACACAUGUCAAGGGAUAAAUGUGACAGUUCUUUUAUCACUUGGUUUAAAAAUAAGGUUGCAGGUAUGCAUAUGCAAUACCAACACUCACAAAGUGAUAGUUUAAAAGCACUAUCCCGGGGUCCUUUAAAACAUGUCACAUGCUUCAAGGGAUAUGUUGUUAAUGGAUUUAGGUUCCGAAUAGAAGAGAGUGACACAGGAUGUAGAACACAAAAUUCUGGAGUAUGUGUAAUUGGAGACAUAGGUACAGAGUGUGUUGAGUAUUAUGGAGUGUUGUCAGAGAUCCUUGAGCUGCAUUAUCUUGGUGGCAGAAGGGUGUUCUUGUUUAGAUGUCGAUGGUUUGAUGUCCACCAUAACACAAAGGGAAUUAGGGUAGAUGAAUUUGGAUUUACUUCAAUCAAUUGUCAACGUUUGCUCAAAACUAAUGAACCUUUUAUUUUAGCGAGUCAAGCAUCACAGGUGUUUUAUGCCAUUGACAAUAUGGUUAAAGGUUGGCAUCUGGUCCUCAAGAUGCAGCCUCGUGAUCUAUAUAGCAUUCCACAAAAAGAAGAGGUUGAGGAUAAUGAUGAAGAUAACUUAGAUGAAACGUAUCAACAUGGCGAAUCUUUCAGUUUUAAGUGCAAUGACGAUCCUACCAUACAUCCAGAGAAUCCAAGUAUCUGGACAAGAGAGGAUGAGGAUCCAAUAGUUAUUGAAGCAUCCACAGUCAUUCGGAAGAGAAAAAGAAAGGAAAUUUAAGUAAUUUCAUUUAUGGAUAAAAGGGGUAAAAAAGAGACAAGCAAGAAGCUUCCUAGAGUGUAGCACUUGGUAUGUUGGUCCAAUUGCGUGCAGGCAAGUUGGACUCUGGUACCAAACUGCAUAUUUGAAGUGGUUUUCUGGAAUGCAAACUUAUUAGUCUUCUAGUUUUGAUUAUUGAUUUUGUAUGUUGGUUUUCCACAAAAUUAAGUAUGCUGGUCUUUUUUCUUAUGAUUAGCUAGCAUUUAUUUUGUACUCAUUUUGAAUGUCAUUUUUGCUACUUCAAAAUGUAAUGAUAUAAAUUAUAUACAGUCUAUCAUUGCAGUACUUGGGUAACAUGAUAACAUUGUAGUCUAAUGGAGUGCAAUAAUUUCAGUAAGUACAA
Cuscuta epithymum is the source of this 3815-nucleotide messenger RNA. NCBI's taxonomy places the organism in Eukaryota, Viridiplantae, Streptophyta, Magnoliopsida, Solanales, Convolvulaceae. The record is from the annotation of a GenBank genome assembly.